UGACGGGACAGCAGAUUUACUGACAAUGAUAGGACUGCUACGGCAUUGGAGAUACAUUACUUCUACGACCUCGUAUAAAAAGUGAAAUAACAGUGAUUUAUUCUACUUUAUCUCUUCAUUAUCAAGCUUUGUCAUUCUUCACAUUCGAUGAGGUGGAACUGAUAGCAUGCAGCCGAGGGACAGGACAUUGUAAAUAGCAACAGUGCGCUCAGGACAGGAGGUUCAAAAGAUUGAGGACCGAAACAAUCUGAACAACAAAACCAACAGUCAUGGCUGCAGAGAAUAACUUCCCUCCAAUACCGGGGUUCAUCCCCCUGCAGCCGUGUUUCUACCAGGACUUUGAUGAGGAGAUCCCUGAACAGCAUCGCACCAUGUGCAAGAGACUCUACCACCUGUGGAUCUUGCAUGCAAUCACCCUGGCUGUGAAUCUGGUGGGCUGCUUUGUGUGGAUGCUGGGUGGAGGGGGCGUGACAAAUUUUGGCAUGGCCAUCAUAUGGUUGAUUCUCUUCACCCCCUGCUCCUAUGUGUGUUGGUUCAGGCCCAUCUACAAGGCCUUCAAGACUGACAGCUCGUUCAACUUCAUGGCGUUCUUCUUUGUGUUCAUGGCCCAGGUGGGCAUCAGUAUUAUCCAGUGCAUAGGGAUCCCAGGCUGGGGAAACUGCGGCUGGCUGGCCACCAUCUCUUUCUUCAGCUACAACCUUUGGAUCGCCUUGCUGAUGCUCAUCCCCACCCUCUUUUUCACUGCCACGGCAACGCUGUCCUUCAUCGCCCUCACCAAGGUCCAUAACUUCUACCGUGGCAGCGGGGGAAGCAUAGGCAAGGCUCAGGAGGAGUGGACUACAGGGGCCUGGAAGAACCCCCACGUCCAGCAGGCAGCGCAGCAGGCAGCUAUGGGAGCCGCCACGGGGGCCAUGAUGCCGGAUCAGCAGUACUCCAGCAACACCCCACAGUACAAUGACAACCAGAUGUAGGGGAUAAAGUGGAGGGAGGGAAGCAUGUCAAAGUAUGAGCAGGAGUUUGUUAUCUGUUUAUCCCAUCCCCCCAAAAAUGUGUCUUCAUCACAGCAGCUCUUUCAAUAGGCAAUGGGUCUUCAACCCUUUCUUUGCCCAGGGACCCUCUCCCAGGCAAACCGGCAACCCGGCAAUCAUACCCUAGCCAUUAUUUUCUUCUCAUAUGUCUUGUCUUAGCAUCAAGUGAAUGAUAUGUUUGCAAAAAUGUAUGUCCAAGUCAAGAAAGAUUACCAGCAGCCGGCGGCACUUGACGCACUGGUAGCCUACAGUAUGCCAGAUACUUCAGUGUCAGCUGGUAAUUGGCUCCAGUGAGUGUAAUUUGCUCAAUAUUUGGAGUUAAGAAAUGAUGUUGACAUCAUUAGAAAGAAGACAUUCUCCUAUUUCUACUGUAAUCAUUUAUUCUGUUGUUGCUAGCGAUAUAACCCUGCUAUAGGGCACUACACUACACUAUCACACUAUUCCAGCUGACUCUGAACACCCAUAACGUAUAGACAUUUCAUGUUCCCAGCAACAACACUGAAUUACAGUAUCUGGCUUCUACUGUGUGAUGUCAUAUUCCUGCUUCUGCUGCUUUGUUUUGACGUGUCACAUCAAAGACGUGUCCCUAUCUUAUGUCACUAUGUUAGCAGGGCCCUGUGGCCAUAUGGGGGGGGGGGGG
This is a messenger RNA of Oncorhynchus nerka (sockeye salmon), 1668 nucleotides long. RefSeq names its product secretory carrier-associated membrane protein 5-like. The transcript is spliced from 7 exons. NCBI's taxonomy places the organism in Eukaryota, Metazoa, Chordata, Actinopteri, Salmoniformes, Salmonidae. The record is from RefSeq and is a predicted model, not a curated record. Bases 270 to 971 code for a protein of 233 amino acids. Gene Ontology annotation, cellular component: recycling endosome membrane; trans-Golgi network membrane. Gene Ontology annotation, biological process: protein transport.